AUGGCAGAAAUUGACUUGAAUUAGCCAUUUUAUGGAUAUCCAGUUGAAAAAGUGGUUGCUGCAGUCCAGACAAACCUUUAGAAGGGUUUGACAAAAGUUGAAGCCAGUGCGAGAUUAACAAAAUAUGGCCCAAAUGAAUUGGAAAAGGAGGAAAAAGAGAGUAUUUGGGAGAAGAUCAAGGAGCAAUUCGAAGACAAUUUGGUUAGAAUAUUGCUAUUGGCUGCCGUGAUCUCAUUUGUGAUUUCAUAAUUUGAAGAUCAUGAAGAUUCACAUGCAGUGCCUCCAUGGGUUGAGCCAUGUGUUAUAUUUACAAUUUUGAUCUUAAAUGCCGCAGUAGGCAUUUGGUAGGACUUAGAUGCUGAAAGAGCAAUCGAAGCAUUGAAAGAUUUACAAUCUCCUCAUGCCAUGGUAUUGAGAGAUGGAGAGUGGACUUAAAUUGAAGCUAAAGAUUUAGUGAUUGGAGAUGUUGUUGAGAUUAAAUAAGGUGACAGAAUUCCAGCCGAUCUCAGAAUGGCUGAUUUAAAAACAAUCACUUUGAAAACAGAUUAGUCAAUUCUAACAGGAGAAGUCAACCCAGUAAACAAGAUUACUGAUUCAGUUUAAAAAGAUAAGGCUGCUGUUUAAGAUAAGAUCAAUUUCUUAUUCUCAGGAACAUUAGUGUCAAAUGGAACAGCCAUUGGUAUAGUCUGCAACACUGGAAUGAGAACAGAAAUCGGAAAGAUUUAGAAGGAAGUCUAAGAUGCUGCAAAGGAGAAAUAAGAAGAUGAUGAUCCCUUGUCUAAAAGAUUAGAUGAAUUCGGAGACAAACUAGCUAAAUAUGUCACAUACAUUUGUAUCAUCUGUUGGGUUAUGAACAUUGGUAACUUCUCUGAUCCUGCCUACGGUGGAACUAUAAUGGGAGCAUUGUAUUAUUUCAAGGUGGCUGUUGCAUUGGCAGUUGCUGCUAUCCCAGAAGGAUUACCAGCUGUCAUCACUACAUGUUUGGCUUUGGGAGCCAGAAGAAUGGCCAAAUAAAAAGCCAUCGUUCGUAAAUUACCAAAGGUCUAGACAUUGGGAUGCACAACCAUCAUUUGUUCAGAUAAAACUGGUACUUUAACAACCAAUGAAAUGUGUGUCAAAGAAUUAGUUCUCUUGACAGGCUAAGAGGCAUCUUCAUUAUAAGUAUUCCCAAUUGAAGGAACAUCUUAUCAUCCUGAAGGAAAGAUUGAUGGAUUGGAAUCUAAAUUAUUCAAAGGAAAUGAUUUAUCCGGAAAUUUAAAGAGAUUAUGCUAAUCUAUGGCAUUAUGCAAUGAAUCUCAAAUUAUACGUGGAUAAAGGUAGAGUCUAAAGAAGUGGAUUACCAACUGAAGCUGCAUUGAAAGUAUUAGUUGAAAAGAUUGGAAAAUAUGAUAA
Paramecium tetraurelia is the source of this 1392-nucleotide messenger RNA. RefSeq lists its product as uncharacterized. The record is from RefSeq and is a predicted model, not a curated record. Gene Ontology annotation, biological process: intracellular calcium ion homeostasis; calcium ion transmembrane transport. Gene Ontology annotation, molecular function: ATP binding; P-type calcium transporter activity; ATP hydrolysis activity. NCBI's taxonomy places the organism in Eukaryota, Ciliophora, Oligohymenophorea, Peniculida, Parameciidae. Gene Ontology annotation, cellular component: membrane. The transcript is spliced from 4 exons.